GGUUAUGAUUGGCCUAACUUCAAAAAUUCGUUCAACUGUUGUGCGGUCUUGGCAGGUUUUUCGCCGGCUUCUUGUCUUUCGCACGAACUACCAACUGCGCUGCAACCCUUUUUGCAGAUUCAUCAACGACAACAAUUAUCUCAAUCGUGAGUUUUGAUUGCGCAGACUUCCCAUCGCAAUCAUGGCGCCACGAUCAUACUCCAAGACCUACAAGGUCCCUCGUCGACCAUUCGAAUCGGCUCGUCUAGAUUCGGAAUUGAAGAUUGUCGGCGAAUACGGUCUGCGAAACAAGCGUGAGGUCUGGCGUGUCCAGCUCACUCUGUCCAAGAUUCGACGUGCUGCUCGUCAGCUUCUUACCCUCGACGAGAAGGACCCCAAGCGUCUCUUCGAAGGCAAUGCCUUGAUUCGCCGUCUUGUGCGUGUCGGUGUGCUCGAUGAGUCCCGCAUGAAACUCGAUUACGUGUUGGCUUUGAACGUCGAAGAUUUCUUGGAGCGCCGUCUCCAGACUUGCGUCUACAAGCUCGGUCUCGCCAAGUCCAUUCACCACGCCCGUGUCUUGAUCAAGCAGCGACACAUCCGCGUCGGAAAGCAGAUUGUCAACGUCCCCAGCUUCAUCGUCCGAUUGGACAGCCAGAAGCACAUCGACUUCGCCCUGACGAGUCCCUUUGGUGGUGGCCGUCCUGGUCGUGUACGAAGGAAGAAGGCCAAGGCUGCUGAGUCCAAGGAGGAGGGCGGUGAGGAGGAAGGCGAAGAAGAGGAGUAGAUGUUACGAGCACUAUGAGAAACUAUUUCCGGUGACAUGGUUCCAUGGGAAGAAAGGGUGUCGACUGGUUACUGCAAAUUUGCGACCACGGAACACUGUCGUGGUGGGGUCGUGACGGCUUCGGCCAGAUACCCAGGAAAGAAAGUGAAAAUCGAAGCACCUGUCCUCAGCAAACUCAGCAGAUCCUCAAGCAUCGUUGAGUCUGUUGAUCUGGUAGACAAUCCAGAUUCUACCUUAAGUCAUCACCAUGUUAUCCUGUCACUAGCUUCGUCCGCUGCUCAUGCAAACAUACUCGUA
Messenger RNA from Exophiala viscosa, 1060 nucleotides. RefSeq lists its product as uncharacterized. The record is from RefSeq and is a predicted model, not a curated record. NCBI's taxonomy places the organism in Eukaryota, Fungi, Ascomycota, Eurotiomycetes, Chaetothyriales, Herpotrichiellaceae. Gene Ontology annotation, cellular component: cytosolic small ribosomal subunit. The transcript is spliced from 4 exons. Gene Ontology annotation, molecular function: structural constituent of ribosome; rRNA binding. Gene Ontology annotation, biological process: ribosomal small subunit biogenesis; translation. Bases 182 to 763 code for a protein of 193 amino acids.